Messenger RNA from Trichobilharzia szidati, 478 nucleotides. NCBI's taxonomy places the organism in Eukaryota, Metazoa, Platyhelminthes, Trematoda, Strigeidida, Schistosomatidae. The record is from the annotation of a GenBank genome assembly.
AUGACUGUUCCGUCAUCAAAUGAUGACAGUUUACAACUACAGUUCACUUUUGAAGAAGAAUAUAACGAACUCAAUGCUCAACUGGACGCUUUAUCAACAUGUUUAGAUAUACUAGAGGCGAAAAGUAAAAAACUCUGCGAUGAAGCUAAACACUUGGUACUUGAAUACAAAGAGCAAAGAAAUGAAACUUCAUUGGCAUCUUAGCCUAGUUAAUCGAAAUGAGAUAAUAUUGGAAACAACUCAUUGUUUUUAUUUUUAUUUUCUUUUAAAUUUUGCUUGAAUUAUUCAUUUCCAUUCCAUAUGUUUAUUUAUUAUUUUUAUUUUAUUUCUUCUUCACUAUACAUCUUAUGAUUUUUCAAUUUGUGAUCAGUUAAAUUAUGUGAUGAGCACAUUUUAUAUGUAAUGUAUCCCAUAACAUUCCUAAGAAAAGUAAUAAUACUGAUUGGUCAUUAGUAGGCUGAUUUGUUUGUUUGAAUAA